Messenger RNA from Lactuca saligna, 1710 nucleotides. NCBI's taxonomy places the organism in Eukaryota, Viridiplantae, Streptophyta, Magnoliopsida, Asterales, Asteraceae. The record is from the annotation of a GenBank genome assembly.
CUAAAUUUGUGCCCCAAACAUGAACCAUCUCUUCAAAAGACCAAAAAGUCAAAAAGUAACGCGCCAAUGCAGCUACCGCAUAUACUUUCCCUCCUUGUGCAAACAACAGUUACAUACUUUACCUGCUAUAUCCGGUUAAUCCACCAAUAAUCAUUUAUCAUUACCGGUUGUACCCAGUUUCCCUUUAUCCCUGUACUCCUUCUAGUACUACAUAUACACACCUCCGAUCAUCAUCCGUUUCCCCAAAAACACUCCACUAACCGCACCCUGAUAUAGCAGUUUGUACAUCAUCGUCUCCGGCGUCUCUACCUAAAACCUUAUCCCUACUAGUAUUGAAUUUUGGGAAACAUAACGUGUUGCUACACGAUACUUCAUACAUCAACGUAGCUGUAGCCUAUGGCAGAUAAAGAGGAAGGACAUGCAACUACCCCUAAAGGAGCCGAUUGGGAAGUAGUAUCACUCACUGCAUCAGCAUACGCUGCUGCCCCUGGUGGGAAUAUCCCAGAGCUUAAACAUGAAGAAAAGGGUGAAGUAGUUGACAAAGAUAAAGUCGAAACUUCCAACACAUUGUUCAUGUCUACUCAUUUUGUUUUGCCACCUAAAGAAGACAUAGAGAUCUUUGAUCAGCUUGAUGAUUCUGAAUCCGUUAAAGAAAAAGAAAUUUAUGAUCUUAAGAAGCUAACCGAGUUACAUGAAUAUCACAAAAUUCCCUUUUCUAAUGAGAAAUUAUCCCUUGGUGACACGGACUUCACAGAGAACACUACAUUGUCCAGUCUAAAUAUGGGAGCAAAAGAGCAGAGUAUUUACACUUCUCCCGCACUUGAUUCAUUACACAGUGACGCAAGUAUGGGUGUGAAAAACAUAGAUGAUGGAAUGAGAGAAUUAGAUGAGUCUGUACACUCUUCUGAGGAACCCAAAGAAAACAACCACCACCAUGAACAUGAUGGAUCUGGAUCUGGAUGUGGUGUGCCUUAUGGAGUUUGGUUGAAGAAACAAGCUGUAUCUUUGUAUGCACAUACAAAAGAGACGAGUACAUUUUGGUCUAUUUUUGCUGCGGCUGCAGUGAUGGGUAUUGUGAUUAUUGGCCAACAGUGGCAGCAUGAAAGAUGGCAAGUUUUGCGCCAUGAAUUGAAAUUUCGGAUCCAUGAUGAGAGGAUGAGGAUGAUGACAGGUCUUAAAUACGCAAUCAUAGGUGGCAGCCGGCGAAAUUUUUUGGUCAAUGGAAGCAUCUCUCCAGAUCCUUGAAGUUUAAUGGAGACAAUUUCUUUUGAUGAUGAUGAUGAUGAAAAUGAUAAUACAAAAAACAGAGUGAAAAAAUGUCAGUAUUUAAGUCACAAUUAUCACUUGCUGAAGGUUAUUUAACAUUUUCAUUAUAUGGGUCACAUUUAUAUGGUUGUUAUCUUUUCUUAUGCCAAAGAAAAAUAUAACUAUAAUAGUGAGAUCUGUAAAAUGGAAGAUGGAGAGAAAUUGCCAAACUAAUGAUGUCUUAUUUUAUGACAAAACAGAAAAAACCGUAUGUUAAAUCUGUGCUUAUUAUGUUAUAUGCUAUGUUUUUUUUAUGCUUGUAAUUAGUAAAUAUGUUUUUUUGAUGGGCUGGUGUAAUUAGUAAGUAUGUUACUUUUAUAAGAUAUUGAUUAUCUCCAUAAGAUUUAAAAAUUGACUGCCUAGGCUGUUAGAAUAACUAAAAACUAGUUUUUUGCUGGAGUAACG